Rhagoletis zephyria (snowberry fruit fly) is the source of this 1476-nucleotide messenger RNA. Lineage: Eukaryota; Metazoa; Arthropoda; Insecta; Diptera; Tephritidae. The record is from RefSeq and is a predicted model, not a curated record.
AUGGACCACCUCAAGUCGACGCCCAUCACCCGAAUCUGCUGCAUCGGCGCCGGCUACGUGGGCGGGCCCACCUGCGCCGUGAUCGCCAAGAAGUGUCCGCACAUUCGCGUCUGCGUGGUCGACUCGAAUCCGGAGCGCAUCAAGGCCUGGAACAGCGACACGCUGCCCAUCUACGAGCCCCAACUGGACGGCAUCGUGGAGGAGUGCCGCGGUCGGAACCUCCACUUCAGCACUGACCUCCACGCGGAGAUCACCGCUGCGCAGCUGAUCUUCAUCAGCGUCAACACUCCGACCAAAACCUUCGGCUUCGGCAAGGGCAAGGCCGCCGACCUGAAGAACCUCGAGACGGUCUCGCGGCUGAUCGCCACCACCGCCACCGACUCGAAGAUCAUCGUGGAGAAGAGCACGGUGCCGGUGCGGGCGGCCGAGUCCAUUGACCGCAUCCUCGCCGCCAACAAGGCCCCCGGGGUGCACUUUGAGAUUCUCAGCAACCCGGAGUUUCUCGCCGAAGGGACGGCCAUCGCCGACCUCUACUCGCCGGACCGCAUUCUGAUUGGCGGUGGAAGUUCCCCUGACGCGCAGAUCGCCCUCUCCAAGCUGGUGGAGAUCUACCGGAACUGGGUCCGCCCGGAGGCGAUCAUCACCACGAACACCUGGAGCUCGGAGCUGUCGAAACUGGCGGCGAAUGCCUUCCUCGCGCAGCGCAUCAGCUCCAUCAACGCCAUCUCGGCGAUCUGCGAGGGGCGCUUUCUGCAGGCGAGCGUCGGCUUCGGCGGCAGCUGCUUCCAGAAGGACGUCCUCAAUCUGGUCUACCUCAGCGAGUACCUGAAGCUGCCCGAGGUGGCCGACUACUGGCAUCAGAUUAUCCUGCUGAACGACUACCAGAAGCGGCGCUUCGCCCUGCGCAUCACCGAGUGCCUCUUCAGCACCGUCACCGACAAGCGCAUCGCCAUCCUCGGCUUCGCCUUCAAGGCGAACACCGGCGACACGCGCGAGACGCCGGCCAAGUUCGUCUGCCAGCACCUGCUCGACGAGGGCGCCCGCCUCUCCAUCUACGACCCCAAGGUGCCCCACCGACAGGUGAUGCAGGACCUGGCCGCCUUCGCCGAGCUCUCCUCCACCAACUUCACCACUGAACAGCUGGGUGAUCUGGUGGAGAUUGUCGACUCGCCGUACACCGCCUCACAGGGCGCCCACGCGCUGGUCAUCUGCACUGACUGGGAUGAGUUCAAGGAACUAGACUACCAAAAGAUGUACCAGCUGAUGAUGAAACCGGCCUUCCUCUUUGACGGUCGCAACAUUGUCAAUGUGAAGCAGGCGCAGACGAUUGGCUUUCACGUGGAGAAGAUCGGCCGACAGUCGUCGCACGGAAAGAUUGGCGUGCCCUCUGCUGCCGCCGCGGCUAAAGUUACUGCCGCUGUUGCCAAUGGAAAUGCCAAUGGGGUCAUCAGUAGUUCCAGCAAUGGCAGUUUGUGA